CGCGCUUGUAUUAAAUGAUGACUCAUCCAUGAGUGUUUAUUGUUAACAGUGAUUGUUAAUCGUUUACAGUGAUCGAUUUGUACGAAUACAAAGUAAAUUCGACAUGGAAUAUCUGCGAGAAGAAUUCGAACAAUUGAAGAAUCUAGCUUCAAGCUGGGAGAUGGAGAAAUAUCAAAUCGAAGAAGCUAUUAUGAAGGCUAUUUCAGACAAAAAUGGCAAUGUACCUUCUCUGCAAAAGGACAAGAAAGUCGCAGCUAGAAGGCGAGUUACCUGUAUGGGAAUCUGUAGCACAGUGACUUUAAUACUUCUGGCCGCGUCUACUGGAGGUUUGAUCCUCAUGAAUAACUACCAGCCGUUCGAGAUGUAUGUCAAUGGCGUCGUUAGUGACCUCACUUACCCGACGUUGAGAAUGUGGCGUCUUAUAACGCUACCGCUGCAUAGGUUUUUCGAUUUGGAACCAUAUGCUCGAGCUGAGUGUCUCGUUGAUAAUCGCUUUUACGUUCCAGAAGAGGCCGAUUGCAGUCCGUGCCAAGAAGCGGAAGACGUGCCGAUAGUUAAAAAUGUCAUCAAUUUUGUCGAUGACUAUGUCUCGAUGGGCAACCCCGUUAUCGUCACCGAUGUGAAGCCUUACAUGCACAAAAACAUUACCAUCGAAAGUUUCUACGACUAUUAUUUGGCUCACAAAGAGGACUUGAACAAGGAUCUUUGCGAAGUUUCUUACGUCGACGAAACCGUCGACACCAUCGAGAACUAUUUUAAUUUGCUGGAAAAAAGUGGAUUGGAAACGCCAAACAUAAGAUGGAAAGUGUGCUAUGGUGAAGGUUUGCGAGCUCUCCGCAAAUUUUUGCCCCGACCGUAUUUUGUUCAGACGGAAGGAGCUCUGGAAAAAUUUCUCAUGGUCAUCAACCAAGAUGAGGAACCGUUUGCUCUGCCUGUUGGACAAUACGGUAAUUCGUGGAUCGCACAAGUGACCGGUGCGUCCGACAUGGAAAUAUAUCCCAUCGCUGAUUGCAACACAACGUGUUUAAGUUUCAACGUGACGUUGAACAAAGGAGAAGUCAUGUACAUCAGUGAAGAUCUCUGGAUGGUUGACAUUGUUGGCAAUCCAACCGAUGAAAGCGGGCUUGUUUUGUUGUCCACUUUUGCUUAAGUUAAGCACGCGUGUUGCUUGUUUUGAAUAUUUUACUAUAGAAUUAGAAUUGCAGAACUUAAUGACACAUUUCUUUUCAAUGAAUUGCGUUCUUUAUGUUUCUA
Molecule: messenger RNA, 1254 nt
Organism: Xenia sp. Carnegie-2017
Lineage: Eukaryota; Metazoa; Cnidaria; Anthozoa; Malacalcyonacea; Xeniidae
Exons: 6
Coding region: 104-1150 (348 amino acids)
Source: RefSeq, a predicted model, not a curated record